GACGCUGCUGCACCCGUGCAUCAGUGAGCCGACUGGAGACCACUGGCCACUCUGUGAACCCUGCUACUAUUUCCAUUUUUUCUGCACUUUUUAAGGGGCUGGAUUUGAAAUACAUGAAACUGAACAUCUAAAAGCUGCUUCCUGGAGGUUGAACUGUAAGGAUGUUCUCCUCCUUUACGCUGGUGCUGCUGAUCACAGCCCUGGCCGGUUUCUGGGCCCAGGGCUUGUACGAGGAGCGGAAAACUAUCACAAAACUCAGGGGUAAACUUUUGGCUGCUAAUGUUGACAAUGGACAAGCCACCCUGGAUGAGGACUGUCGCCUGGAGCUCUUCUUUCUUUUGGACAGCUCGGAAAGCGCCAAGGACAACCACGAGCAGGAAAAGCAGUUCGUGUUAAACGUGGUGGAGCGAUUCCAAAGGCUGCGCCCGCAGAGCGGCCGGGGCUUGAGCUUGAGGGCGGCCCUCCUGCAGUACAGCAGUCAUGUGAUCACCGAGCAAACCUUCAGAGACUGGACAGGCACAGAGCACUUCAAGAAACUGAUCGCCUCCAUCGCCUACAUCGGGCACGGUACCUACACGACCUACGCCAUCACAAACAUGACCAAGACCUACCUGGAAGAAUCCAACCCUGGAAGCAUCAAGGUGGCCGUGCUGCUCACAGACGGCGUUUCCCAUCCCAGGAACCCUGACAUCUUCUCUGCCGUUGCUGAUGCUAAGAACCAGGGCAUUACAUUCUUCGUUCUGGGCAUCACACGAGCUGCCAAGGAGCCGACGAACGUAGCACAGCUCCGGCUACUCGCCAGCUCCCCGACCUCCCACUUCCUACAUAAUUUACAAGAUGAAGAUGUGGUUGAAAAAAUCAUCAGUGAGAUGAGUGGCUUGGCUAAUGAAGGAUGCCCCGUGGCUGAGAGAUGUACCUGUGAGAAAGGAGAGAGGGGACCCAGUGGGCCUGCGGGGAAGAAAGGUCGUCCUGGAGAGGAUGGUGCUCCAGGGCUGAAAGGGCAAAAGGGUGAAGCAGGAUUUAGUGGACUCCCAGGCCGAGAGGGUGUUGAGGGAAGACCGGGUUACAAAGGAGAGAAGGGUGAGAGGGGGGAAUGUGGCACACCAGGAAGUAAAGGAGACCGGGGUCCGGAGGGUCCAAUUGGAGCAGGAGGACUUAGAGGUCCACAGGGGUUACCAGGACCUCACGGAGACAUCGGACCCCAGGGCCUCCAGGGAAAGCCGGGGGAACGCGGUCCGGCCGGCCCUCCAGGAAUUCAGGGGGAAAUUGGUAUUGGACUUCCUGGACCAAAAGGUGAUGUGGGGUUUCAGGGCAGAGCAGGUCCCCCUGGUCCCCCAGGAGUAGGCGAACCAGGACUUCCUGGGCCUCAAGGGCCACAGGGUGUUCAGGGGGAAAAAGGACCCCAAGGAGAAGGGUUCCCUGGACCAAAGGGAGACCGGGGGCUCGCAGGACCAAGGGGCCCGAGGGGCCAGCAGGGUGUUGGAAUCAAAGGAGAAAGGGGUGAUAUUGGUCUUCCAGGUUUUCCAGGACCAACUGGAUUAACAGGAGCAGGCAUACAGGGAGAAAAGGGAAUUGAGGGUCCAAGAGGUCCACCAGGACCUAGAGGGGUCCCAGGAGAAGGUUUUCCUGGACCCAAGGGUGACCAAGGUUUACCUGGUGAGCAUGGAGCUCCAGGAGAGGGAGGCAUUGGUGAGCCUGGUUCAAAGGGAGAGCCUGGAGCAGCUGGAUUAGCUGGGGUGCCUGGUCUCCCAGGAGAGGAUGGAGCUCCAGGACAGAAGGGCGAGCCUGGUUUGCCUGGGUUAAGAGGUCCUGAGGGAGCACAAGGAAUUGGCAUUCAAGGGGAGAAGGGUGACCAGGGACAAAGAGGAAUCCGUGGUUUACAUGGGCCUCCAGGGAUUUCUGGACCCUCUGGACCAAAGGGUGAACGUGGGAUACCAGGCCAGCAGGGCAUACCAGGCCUACCAGGACGCUCUAUAUCAGGCCCAAAGGGGGAUGUAGGUGCUGCUGGUCCCCCUGGUCCUAUUGGAGAAACAGGGCUUGGACUCCCCGGCCCAAAGGGUGACCAUGGACAUCCAGGUUUACCAGGUCCAAAUGGACCAAAAGGUGAAGGCAUUCCUGGCCCCAUGGGUCCACCAGGGAUGCCAGGCCUACCUGGUGAGCCUGGGCUAGAGGGAAUAGGAGUACCUGGUCCAAAGGGUGACGUUGGCUUUAGAGGAUUGCCAGGCUUGCCUGGCCCACCUGGAGAGGGCUUACAAGGACCACCAGGUAACGCUGGCAGGCCAGGGCCUGCUGGUCCAGUUGGACCUCCAGGAGAAGGUGUCCAAGGCCCAAAGGGUGAGCCAGGAUCUCAAGGUAUGACUGGACCUAGAGGGCCUCAAGGAGAAGGCUUUCCUGGUUCCAAGGGUGAUCGGGGAUUACAGGGUGAGAGGGGUAUGAAAGGCACAAAAGGAGACAUGGGAGAUCCUGGGGUCCCUGGUGAAGCAGGAAGGCCCGGAACAAAGGGAGAACAAGGCCUCACAAGAGAAGACAUCAUUAAGAUGAUCAAAGAAAUCUGUGGAUGUGGCAUUAAGUGCAAGGAAAGGCCCAUGGAAUUAGUCUUCGUCAUCGACAGCUCUGAAAGCGUGGGACCUGAAAACUUUGAAAUCAUCAAGGACUUUGUCACCAGAUUGGUGGACAGGACCACAGUUGGACGCAACGCCACCAGAAUCGGACUGAUCCUCUACAGCCUGGACGUCCACCUGGAGUUCAACUUGGCUCGCUAUAUGAACAAACAGGACGUCAAACAGGCAGUCAGGAAGAUGCCCUACAUGGGUGAGGGCACUUACACUGGCACGGCGAUCAGAAAGGCCACUCAGGAGGCUUUCUUCAGCGCUCGGCCCGGAGUCCGGAAAGUAGCCAUAGUUAUCACCGACGGUCAGACCGACAAACGAGAGCCCGUCAAACUCGACAUAGCUGUGAGAGAAGCUCACGCUGCAAACAUUGAGAUGUACGCCCUGGGUAUCGUCAACUCCUCUGAUCCUACGCAGGCCGAGUUUUUGCGAGAACUCAACCUCAUCGCUUCUGACCCUGAUAGUGAACACAUGUACCUCAUCGAUGACUUCAACACACUACCAGCACUGGAAUCUAAACUUGUUAACCAGUUCUGUGAAGAUGAAAAUGGUGCUCCUAUUUACAAUCAUAUCACAAAUGGACACUGGAAUGGCAAUAACGGCUACGGACGUGGUACCGGUGGAAACAAUGGUAAUAAAGGUAAUGCCAAUGGUUACGAAUAUGGAAACAAAAUAAAUAGUUACAAUUAUCAAGAGGAAACAAAAGAGAGACUCACCAACAGUCGAGGACGUGGAGAUAUUUUCACGCUGCCAAUCAACGCUAAUCCACUCACUGUCCAGGUGGUGGAAGAUGAAGAUGGUGAGGAUUUGGACUUAAGAGCCCAAAUAAGAGGCAGUAGCAGUGGAUCAGCAGCCAGUAAAUCUCUGUUAGCACCUGGGAGAGAAAGUGUCAUCUCCAAUAAGGCAGUCAUAUCACCUUCAUCAUCCUCACCCUCCUCUUCUGCAACUGCUUCCUCAACACUGGGCUCGGUUUCAUCAUUAAACUUGAAUCCGUUGAACACAGCAGUGAGUCCUGUCCUGCCUGAAGAGUCUCCUCUUCUUGAUCCACGAUGUAGCCUCAUACUGGACCAGGGCACCUGUCGAGACUAUAGCAUUCGCUGGUACUAUGACAAGCAGGCCAAUGCCUGUGCGCAGUUUUGGUAUGGAGGCUGUGGUGGGAAUGACAACCGCUAUGAAACAGAAGAUGAAUGCAAGAAGACAUGUGUUCGAUUCAAAAGAGCUGGAUAAAAGGAGUGAAAGCCUGAAGGAAAUGAAGUUGUCUGCUCUACAGCCUGUGAUACUACUGUGAUACAUUCUAUCACAUCACUCAACAUUUCAUGCACUUUUCUAAUACUUGUACUUCAAAAACAAUAUAUAUAAUGUGUUCAAUGAUCAAGUUCUAAACAUGUUGCUAUUUAUUAAAAGCAAAUCGCCAUUUUUUCAAAUCCUACAACACCUGACGAACUUCCCUCAAAUAAAUAGUAUUGAUCUUAACAUAUUCUUUAGGAUUUACUGUCCAGGGUUAAAAGCAGCAACCUCAAAACUGUACAUUAGUUUAAGCUGUAGAUCAUCCUUAUACAUCUUCGAGUCUUGUGCUUUACAAACACACAAUAUGUUUCCAGCAAGGCUGUGAUAAUGAGAUAUUUGUUUACCUUUAGUUGAUUUCAUAAGCUCUAAGUGCUUUAUUGUGUGUUUUACGUCGUUCAGGUUAUACUUGGUAGCUAUGCUAGAGGGCCUUGUUGGUGCGGGUCCUGUUUUCUACAGGUCUGCUGUGAAUGUCCAUUCAGGGGAUAGAGAUCAAGGCUUUCUGCAGUCACUUCAAUAAAAGGCCCGUGUGUUUUGCAGUAUGUGCAAGUAUAUCUCUACUGUAUAUCUGAAAAAUGUUUUUAUUGUUUUUUUAAUAAUAAAAAAUACAUUAAAGAUGG
Molecule: messenger RNA, 4513 nt
Organism: Betta splendens (Siamese fighting fish)
Lineage: Eukaryota; Metazoa; Chordata; Actinopteri; Anabantiformes; Osphronemidae
Gene: col28a2a
Product: collagen, type XXVIII, alpha 2a
Exons: 36
Coding region: 162-3836 (1224 amino acids)
Molecular function (GO): serine-type endopeptidase inhibitor activity
Source: RefSeq, a predicted model, not a curated record